UGUGUGUAUAAGACCGUACGCUGUUGCUUAGUGUGCGGGAAGGCGGCCGGACGCGGACGCGUUAUGAUGGUAUACCAGUUCGUGGUGGUCCGCUACGAGACCGUAUCGGGAACCGGGUGAUCGCGGUCAUCAGGAGACCCGCCGCCGAGUCCAAGCCAACAGCCUAGGACCCAGAGGAGAGGCGAAAAAAAUUUAUUAAAUAAUAGUACUAAGUACGUCCAGUGUACUUAGAAAUGUGACCGCGGGCGAACGAGACCAACGUGCGUUAUAAGCAUCGGGUUGUGCUAUGCUAGCCGCCCAUUACGUUCUGCUCCUGUUGGCGGCCGGAUCGUUUAUCACUGCAUCGGUUUUCGCUGUACCCCAACAAGAUGAAGUCGCAGAAAAAAAAUUCGGUGACAAAUGCGAAGUCAACGAGGACUGCAAUUUCAAUGGGUCUAUGUGCACGAUGGACAGAAGCAAUAGGAAAGCCACGUGUCAGUGUCGUCCGGAGUUCGCGGUCACAAAUCACAUAAACAAAUGCGGACACAAAGCAGCCAUAAACCAACCUUGUUUUUUCAACGAGCAAUGCGAGGCCAGUGUGUUUCAAACGGAGUGCAGGGACGACUUGUGCGCUUGUAGGUUUGAGAGAACGCCAGUGUUGAACUCUGACGGAAUAACCGAGUGCAUUGCCAAAAAUGAUUCCGGUUCAGAACCGUACACCGAUCCUGCCAUGCUGUGCGUGUUGGCCGGAAUGUGUUUGAUGUUCAUCAUCAUAUGCGUUGUGCUCAGAUUGUUCAGCAAGGCUCGCUGGAGGGAAAACCGCACGAUAUUCAACACGCCCAACCCGAGAUUAAUGAACGUAUCUUUACUGAGAGAUAACAAACCACCACCAGGAGCGGCCGGCGAACGUAGAGGUAGCAAAUCCAGUACAAAGACCCAUACCCCUUCGAGACAACCAAGCAUGGCCUCGUUGAAGCCCCAUUCGCCUUCUUUAGGUCGUGGAGUCCGAGGCAACAUCAACGGUUCAGAAAGCGUUAGGUCCCCUACGACCAAAACGCCGGCCAUGACGCUACCCCAAGCAGCAACAGAACCCAAGACGUCCGCAGUGGUCGACAUUCAACCAACUGUGUGAAGUGCAAGUCCGCAACCCCUGAACAAAAGCCAUAAAAUUGCUAUUAUUUUACUAUAUUAACUGCAACAUCAAUUGUUUUGCAUACAAAGCUGGACGCUAUUUGUUCAUCGGGGUCAAAAUAUUGCAUUGUAUUAUUGUACUUUUGAAUCUUUAUCCAAAUGGACUCGUUUGCUUUUGGGACCACUUAAUCGAGCAAGAUACAUACAUCAUAAUAUACAGCUAUCGUUCUUAUGCGUUUAUAUUUAUAAUAAUAUGUAUUUUAAUUUUUCUUAUUUUAACAUAGUAGACAUUUUUAUUAGUAUCCACGAAUACACAUUCUAUACAAUAUUAUAAUAUACACAUAUAUAAAAUUAUAACAUUUUAAAAUUAUAUUAAGUAUAAUAUAGACAAGCUUGUCAGUAGUCUAUAUAUCUAUUAUAAUGAUUCGUUCUGUGGAACGCUUGAUAAUAUCUUUUUGUUAAUUAUUGCCACCACCUUAAUGGUGUAUCAUAUAAGUUAUAACUAUAUAAUAUAGCUACAAUUUUUUACAUUAUUCGAUUAUUUUUCAACAUUUUUAGUAAUUACAAUAACAUAUUUUCAAAUAUUUUAACCAUACUCACGAGAUUUUAUUACAUUUUAUUACUUAUACUAUCAAUUAAACCCCCUCGUUUCAAAUACUAAUAUGCUAUAAUUUAUAAUUAUACAUCCAUGUUAUAAUACAUUAUAAAACUAAUAUUAAACAACUUAUCAUCCAUCAAUUAACAAUUUGUAAAUGUAUAGACUUAAAAUUAAGGGAUUUUUUUUUCUUGUUUAGUAUAAUAUUAUAUUAAUACCUUAGCGAUUUGUACAUUUUUUGAACGUAAAUUACACUUAGUUAUUAAUAUUAAUUAUUAUCAUUUAGAUGCGAGCUGCAAGCAAGCGAGUUGGAUUUUUUUCUUAUUUUAAAAUAAUAAUAAUUGUACAUUUUUCAUACUCGUAUACACAUUUACAAAGCGUAUAUACGUGUAUACUUAAUAUUAUUAAAAACUUAGAUCGUAAAUAAUAAAUUGAUAUUAUUAGAUUAAUAGUAAUGAAUUUAGUUUUAAGUUAAGUCUGUUUGCGUUAGCGCAAGUGAAAGACGAUUUGGACUAAACAUUGUUUUUAACCGGUCUCGGGGGUCUUAGGUGGGUCGGGACUUGAAAAAACAGAGGGAAGGUUUUCUCUAGUCUAUUAACGCCCAAGAACCCGUGAGCGGCAAAUAAAAACAACGUCUUUUGCUCAUCGCCUUUCCAACAAUUCUACUAAUAAGUUUUUGAUCUUUUUUUAAAUAUUAAUCGUCAGCAAUAAUGUUUUAUAAUACAUUGUGUGUACUCUAUACAUUAACCUUAGAUGCAGUGAAUUUUGUCUUUAAAAUCUAUUACUAUAACGACCGCAUAAAUUAUGCUCAAUACAUUAUAUUAUAUUAUUAUAACAUUAUGUAGACUUAGAAUGAGCGUGCAUGAAAAUUUAAUUUUUUCUAAAUUUUUGUCAUUUUGUUCCAUAUUAAAAUGUAAAACGGAUCCUAUUCAAUAACGAUUCUUAACAUGUUUUA
This is a messenger RNA of Adelges cooleyi (spruce gall adelgid), 2660 nucleotides long. RefSeq lists its product as uncharacterized. The record is from RefSeq and is a predicted model, not a curated record. Bases 287 to 1111 code for a protein of 274 amino acids. NCBI's taxonomy places the organism in Eukaryota, Metazoa, Arthropoda, Insecta, Hemiptera, Adelgidae. The transcript has 7 exons.